This is a messenger RNA of Mizuhopecten yessoensis (Yesso scallop), 1714 nucleotides long. RefSeq names its product caveolin-3-like. Gene Ontology annotation, cellular component: caveola. The transcript is spliced from 2 exons. The coding region runs from base 355 to 981 and encodes 208 amino acids. Lineage: Eukaryota; Metazoa; Mollusca; Bivalvia; Pectinida; Pectinidae. Gene Ontology annotation, biological process: caveola assembly. Gene Ontology annotation, molecular function: molecular adaptor activity. The record is from RefSeq and is a predicted model, not a curated record.
GGUCACUCAUUAGGUAUACCAAACAGUGUCUACUCCUAUGAAGUUUUAUAACAAACAAUGUACAACAAAAACUAUUAAUAGUACAAGGCUUUUUGUCACUUUGUCGUUUUUAUCCAUGUGCAUGUUUGAUAUGAUACUUCUUACAUGUACAUAAGUCUGCCCCUUGCAAACUUACACAUGUCCAGGUUUUUAAUCCGAUAUACACACAACACGUCUUCCAAAUCUUCAGGUCGUACACUAAAUCGAGUGUGUUGAUCUGACGCUGCGUUGAUUCCGAGACCUGAUCAUUACACCACAGCCAGAUCAGUCAAUAAUUGACGGUAGACUGAUGAGUUGGUUCUGUUGAGAUUGAAGAUGCCGCCCAAACCAGCACCUCCAAAACCAGUGCCGCCCAGACCAGCACGUAAACAGAGAGCACCUCCCCCGGACAGGGACGUUAACAAACUCAAUACUCAUAUUAAGGUUCGGUACACGGACACGCUUGCAGAGCCCAAUGGGACACAUAGUCUUGGAUGUAUAUGGGACUUUGCUUCUAUCGCUUACGCCUGUUGUCGUGAUCUACACUACUGUCUCCUAAGUACAUUCCUAGGGGUGUGGAUCGCGGGACUCUGGGGCUGCCAGUUCGGAUGUGUUGCUUUCGAACAUGUGUGGUUCAUUUCACCAUUUAUGAAAAUCAUCAAAAUCACAUGUAAAGAAGCUUUUCAAAAGUGUUGUCACAUGACGUGUAGGUGCUGCAUCUAUCCGUGGACUCGCGCGUGCUCCUACUUUUGUGUUGCUUUUAAAUCUGACGAUGUUGAUUAUGACGCGAUAGACAACCCACCUGUGUAUCAGCGAGUAAAACAGGUCCGGAUCAUACAGGACGAGCCCGUGGAGGUGGUUGUUGUACCUGGAGUCAAAACUGACAAUGAACAAUUAACAAACAUGUUUCUGGGAGACAAAGAAAAGAUGCGGAGGUCUGUUAACAGACAGCUCAUGCUAUAGUAAUCGGGGUUUAUUUGGGGGUUGGGGUAGCUAGAGACGUAUAUACUAUAUGUCUCUGGGGUAGCUGCGAUCACGUAGCUUUCUGACGACAAGAUUUUUUUUAUAUAUUGCGUCCUACCGGGUAUUAAUAUUAGUACUAGGGUUGAGGUUGCAGGGUUAGUGUAUCUUACACGCCCUUAGUCUCAUCGACUCGACUUCAGCUUUCAAAUGUGUUUUAAUUACAAACAGCGAUAUGUGUGGAAUCCCAGUUCACUCUUUCUGUCAUGUACUUUAAUUUGCUGUAUAUCGAUUUGUGAAUUCCGUCCUACAUUUGGAGUGGUUCGUUGAUGGUGCAGAAAGGUUGACAGUUAACAUGGAUCAUAAGUGCUUUAAACAAUCGUUUAGACCCAUUAUUUAUUCAUUCAUUUAUUUGUUUAUUUAUUCAUAUUUUUCAUCAAACGUUAUAUCAACGUUGACGCAAUGUUAGUACAGUGGUGUAAAAUGUUGAGCAAGCGUUGGUCUGAAAUAACCUCUAAACGUUUGCCCAACGGUCACAUACCCGGUAUACUGUCUGAUGUUGUCUAAUCAACUUUCUACAUGUAAUACAUGCAUAGCAAGUACGGAAUGUAGGGGCAUGUAACUCCUUGAUGAAUAAACGACCUCGGAAUAAAUAAAUUAUCAGAUUUAUAGUUUUGUCAUUUCAUUUCGUUGUUGUCAUCGGUGUCUUUCUAUGAUGUUCCAAGUUAAUUUUAUC